AGGGGGCGGGGGGGCCGCGCCGCGCGAGCCGUUGGGUCUGGCUCGGAGGAGGCGUCGCCGCUUUCACUGCCGGCCCGCUGCAGUCACCAGGAAACACCCGGAGCUGGAGCCAGCGCUGCGUGGCGAUGGGCGGGGGUAGAGCCCCGCCGGAGAGGCUGGGCGGCCGCCGGUGACAGCCUCUACUCCAUCCACAGCGCCUCCUGCAUGUCCUGCUGCCCUGAGCUGUCCCAAGCUAGGUGACAGCGUGUCACGCUGCCACCAUGAACGAGGUGUCUGUCAUCAAAGAAGGCUGGCUGCACAAGCGUGGUGAAUACAUCAAGACUUGGAGGCCCAGGUACUUUCUGCUGAAGAGCGAUGGCUCCUUCAUUGGGUAUAAGGAGAGACCCGAGGCUCCUGACCAGACCCUUCCUCCCUUAAACAACUUCUCCGUUGCAGAAUGCCAGCUGAUGAAGACUGAGAGGCCACGGCCCAACACCUUCGUCAUCCGCUGCCUGCAGUGGACCACGGUCAUUGAGAGGACCUUCCAUGUGGACUCCCCUGAUGAGAGGGAGGAGUGGAUGCAGGCCAUCCAGAUGGUCGCCAACAGCCUCAAGCAGCGGGGCCCAGGUGAGGACUCGAUGGACUACAAAUGUGGCUCCCCCAGCGACUCAUCCACACCAGAGGAGAUGGAUGUGGCAGUCAGCCGAGCCCGGGCCAAGGUGACCAUGAAUGACUUCGAUUAUCUCAAGCUCCUGGGCAAGGGCACCUUUGGUAAAGUCAUCCUGGUGCGGGAGAAGGCCACCGGCCGCUACUAUGCCAUGAAGAUCUUGCGGAAGGAGGUCAUCAUUGCCAAGGAUGAAGUCGCCCACACAGUCACGGAGAGCCGGGUCCUCCAGAACACCAGGCACCCCUUCCUCACCGCACUCAAGUACGCCUUCCAGACCCACGACCGCCUCUGCUUCGUGAUGGAAUAUGCCAACGGAGGGGAGCUGUUCUUCCACCUGUCCCGGGAGCGUGUGUUCACGGAGGACCGCGCGCGCUUCUAUGGCGCAGAGAUCGUCUCAGCCCUGGAGUACCUGCACUCUCGGGACGUGGUGUACCGAGACAUCAAGCUGGAGAACCUCAUGCUGGACAAAGAUGGCCACAUCAAGAUCACUGACUUCGGCCUAUGCAAAGAGGGCAUCAGUGAUGGUGCCACCAUGAAAACCUUCUGCGGGACCCCGGAGUACCUGGCGCCCGAGGUGCUGGAGGACAACGACUACGGCCGGGCGGUGGACUGGUGGGGGCUGGGCGUGGUCAUGUACGAGAUGAUGUGCGGCCGCCUGCCCUUCUACAACCAGGACCACGAGCGCCUCUUCGAGCUCAUCCUCAUGGAGGAGAUCCGCUUCCCACGCACGCUCGGCCCCGAGGCCAAGUCCUUGCUUGCCGGGCUGCUCAAGAAGGACCCCAAGCAGAGGCUUGGUGGGGGGCCCAGCGAUGCCAAGGAGGUCAUGGAGCACAGGUUCUUCCUCACCAUCAACUGGCAGGAUGUGGUACAAAAGAAGCUCCUGCCACCCUUCAAACCUCAGGUCACCUCCGAGGUGGACACCAGGUACUUCGAUGACGAGUUCACCGCGCAGUCCAUCACCAUCACACCCCCGGACCGCUAUGACAGCCUGGGCUCACUGGAGCUGGACCAGCGGACGCACUUCCCCCAGUUCUCCUACUCAGCCAGCAUCCGUGAGUGAGCGCCCGCACCUACACCUGCACGCGGGACAUGCGGACACGUGCACGCCGCCUCCCUGUGGCCACCUCUGGAUACGCGCACGCCACUGCCCGCCACCUGAGUGGCUUUUUAAAACAAACUUUAUAUUUUGCCUUUCUGGUUUGUAUCCCCAUCCUUCGCCCCCUCCCCUUCCACUUCCAGCUCCUCCUCAGUCUUCACCCAAACUCAGCAGUCUCCCCUUCGGGCCUGUCCCUCUCCUGCCCCCUGGGUGGGCUGUGGGGCAGUCAGGGCUCUCAGCACCGGCGGAGCGGACACCACGCAGGCAGCUGCCUGUACUGCUCUUCAAUAUGGAGGCCGCUUCUGGAGAUCUGGUCACUCCAAGUAGACAGCCGCCUUCACGUCCUGUCCCCUGGCCUGGCAAGAGCAGUCUGCCCCAUUGCGGGGAGAAAAGCAAUAAUGGCCGGGGACAUUAAAGUGAGAGCUGGGGUGAGGGAGCCAAGGCUUCUUCACCACCAUCCAUCGGAGCAAGGUCCUGCCUCUUCCUAGGCUGCUCUUCUGACCCUGUGGGUGAGGCCAGAGGCCGGCCAGCCCAGCCUCAAGCCCCGUGCCUUACCUGGGCUUUCUUCCAGCUGCCCUUACAUCCCACUGGACUCCUGGCCUGGCUGGGCGCCUGUGUGGUGGAGGGCACCUGGGCUGUUACACAUCCCACAAGAGACAGUAUUGGGCUUUGGACUCGGGUCAGGGGUGGAGGUGGAGGUCUCUGGUACGCAUGGGGGUCAAGGCCUCUGAGAACGGAGGCCAGGGCACUGCACCCCUCCCCAUCUCCAGGGCCCUGUGUUUGCAGCCUUAAUAUGAGCAUGAUUGAGUGUGUGUGUGCAACUUGGACUGUGUGGGCAUCUGAGCUGCUGGGAUGCACGUC
Molecule: messenger RNA, 2603 nt
Organism: Dipodomys ordii (Ord's kangaroo rat)
Lineage: Eukaryota; Metazoa; Chordata; Mammalia; Rodentia; Heteromyidae
Gene: Akt2
Product: v-akt murine thymoma viral oncogene homolog 2
Exons: 14
Coding region: 261-1706 (481 amino acids)
Biological process (GO): protein phosphorylation
Molecular function (GO): protein serine/threonine kinase activity; ATP binding
Source: RefSeq, a predicted model, not a curated record